UGAACGCGCAUCCCGAUCCUUACGUCACUGAAGCGCCCUGGCUCGGGAUCUACUGGUAGUGCUGGCAAUAGAGGAGAAAAAUAGCAACUGCUUCGGAAAAGAGGCAUUUUCUAUCGGUUGUAACGGUUCCUCAACGGAUAACGGUUCUAUCUGACGCCGGAUACGGAUAAUUGACAUAACUGGACUAACCGGAUUUAUGAGAAGAAGAUCAUUGCCUCAUCCCAGGACCCAUGGACUAAAUGGAUGUUAAACCCACCUUUCUCGCCAAGUUUACCACUCAUCAUAGUCCAAUCAUCAUAGUCCAAUCAUCAUAGUCCAAUCAUCAUAGUCCAAUCAUCAUUGUCCAAUCAUCAUAGUCCAAUCAUCAUAGUCCAAUCAUCAUAGUCCAAUCAUCAUAGUCCAAUCAUCAUAGUCCAAUCAUCAUAGUCCAAUCAUCAUAGUCCAAUCAUCAUAGUCCAAUCAUCAUAGUCCAAUCAUCCAGGAAAUGCAGGAUCUUUGAACAUGAACAAUCUGUUCCUCUCCUUCAGCUGAGACAGACUGCCAGUCAGUAACCACAUAGUGUAACACUCUCUGUAUCAGGGCACUGUAGUCCACAUCUAUUGGAGGAUCACUUAGUCUCAGUAUCUCACCUUUAACCCCUCACCCCCAGCCCUUGACCCUUAACCCCUGACCCCUAACCAUGUACGGCAGCUCCCGCUCCGUUGCCAAGAUGGAGGGCAACAACGGCAGCAGUCAGAGUCCCGGUCGCUCCCCCUGCCUGCCCCGCUCCCCGCGCCUCGGCCACCGUCGCACCAACAGUACAGGAGGCCCCGGGGGAAAGACCCUCUCCAUGGAGAACAUCCAGUCUCUGAACGCGGCCUAUGCCACCUCCGGACCCAUGUACCUCAGUGACAACGAGGUCAUCUCUCAACAGACCCAGGCCUAUCCCAACCCCAACCACGACCCUAGCCUGCCCAAGAGCACCAUGACCCUGGGUCGCUCCGGAGCAAAGCUCCCUUACGGCGUUCGGACAACCGCCAUGGGCUCCAACCCCAACAUCAGCCAGGGAGGUGGAGGCUCGUCCAUGCCCAGUGACAGCAUCGCGUUUGGGUGUGACCAAGUGUCCUCGUCCCAGUCCAGCCUCCAGCAGGCGUCCACGGUGCCUCACUCCUUACGCCAAACCAGAGACAACACCAUCAUGGACCUCCAGACCCAGCUGAAGGAGGUGCUGAGGGAGAACGAGCUCCUCCGGGGGGAGGUGGAUGUGAAGGAGAGCAAGCUGAGCUCUUCCAUGAACUCCAUCAAGACCUUCUGGAGCCCCGAGCUGAAGAAGGAGAGAGCCCUGAGGAAGGACGAGGUGUCCAAGAUCUCUGUCUGGAAGGAGCAGUACAGAGUGGUACAGGACGAGACUCAGCACCUCCAGAUGACGGUGCAGGCCUUGCAGGAUGAGCUGAGGACUCAGAGAGAUCUGAAUCAGUUGUUCCAGCAGGACUGUAGUGGAGGGAGACCUGGAGAACCUCUGUCAUUCGAACCCACUGAGGAGAACUUCCACAGGCUCCAAGCUGAACACCAGAGACAGGCCAAAGAGUUGUUCCUCCUGAGGAAGACGCUGGAGGAGAUGGAGUUGAGGAUCGACAGUCAGAAACAGACCCUGGGGGCCAGAGACCAGUCCAUCAAGAAACUACUGGAGAUGCUGCAGAGCAAAGGUCUGUCAGCCAAGGCCUCAGAGGAAGACCAUGAGAGGACCAGGAGACUGGCUGAGGCUGAGAUGCACAUCCACCACCUAGACAGUCUACUGGAACAGAAAGACAAGGAGACCAACGCCCUACGAGAGGAGCUGCACCGACGGAGCUAUGAAGGAGCCCCUGAAUCAGCCAAGACCAAGGCCCUGCAGACCGUCAUCGAGAUGAAGGACUCUAAGGUCCAGUCUCUGGAGCGAGGUCUGAGGGACCUGGAGGAAGAGAUUGAGAUGUUAAAGUCUAACGGGGCUCUGAGCACUGAGGAGAGAGAGGAGGAGAUGAAACAAAUGGAGGUGUACAGAUCCCACUCCAAGUUCAUGAAGAACAAGGUAGAGCAGCUGAAGGAGGAGCUGUCUCAGAGAGAGGUCCAGGGGGAGGAGCUUAAGCAGAAGGCUGCCGACCUGCAGGAGGAAGUGUCUGCCAUUGACCAGGUAAAGCAGGACCUCAGCAGGAAGGAGACAGAGCUGAUGGGGAUGAGGACCAAGCUGGAGACUCUCACCAACCAGUUCUCAGACAGCAAACAGCACAUCGAGGUCCUCAAGGAGUCACUGACCGCUAAGGAACAGCGCUCUACUAUCAUUCAGACAGAGGUGGAUGCUCUGCGUCUGCGUCUGGAAGAGAAAGACUCCCAGCUGAAUAAGAAGUCGAACCAGAUCCAGGAGACGUCUGAGGAGAAGGGGACGCUCAGCAGAGAGGUACACGACCUCAAGGACAUGCUGGAGGUCAAGGAGCGCAAGGUCAACGUCCUGCAGAAGAAGAUUGAGAAUCUACAGGAGCAGCUGAGAGACAAGGAGAAACAGAUGAGUAGUCUGAAGGACAGAGUCAGGUCUCUCCAGACAGACACCUCCAACACUGACACAGCUCUCACCACCCUGGAGGAAGCACUGGCUGAGAAGGAGCGUAUCAUUGAGCGUCUGAAGGAGCAGAGAGACAGAGACGACAGAGAGAAGACAGAAGACAUCGAGUCCAACAAGAAAGAACUGAAGGAGCUCAGAGAGAAACUCAGUCUACUGCAGGGAGACCUGUCUGACCGAGAGACCAACCUGUUAGACCUUAAGGAACAUGCUUCGUCCCUGGUCUCCUCCGGUCUGAAGAAGGACUCUAAACUGAAGAGUCUGGAGAUGUCUCUGGAACAGAGGAAAGACGAGUUCAUCAAGAUGGAGAACCAACUCAAGAAGCAGUCUCAUCUCUUGUCAGACCAUCCCUCCAAUCCUGCCCAGAAUGCCAUGCUGGAGGCCCAGGCCAACACGGAGCUGUCAGAACGCAUCGUUACUCUGGAACAGGAAGUGACUCGGCACAGAGAGGAUUCUGGGAAGGCCCAGGUGGAGGUGGACCGAUUGCUGGAGAUCCUCAGAGAGAUGGAGAAUGAGAAAAACGACAAGGACAAGAAAAUCAAUGAACUGGAGAAUUUUGCUUCAAGACAGGUGAAGGACCAGACUAAGACGGUGGCCCACCUGAAACAUAAGGAGCAGGUGGAGAAGAGUAAGAACGCCCAGCUGGUGCAGGAGGUCAGGAAGAGAGAGGACAACCUCAAUGAGAGCUCUCAACACGUCAAGGACUCCCUGCGCCAGAAGGAGGAGCGAAUAGAGGAGCUGGAGGAGGCUCUGAGAGAGAGUGUCCAGAUCACAGCAGAGAGAGAGAUGGUUCUGGCUCAGGAGGAAGCUGCUCGCACACACACUGAGAAACAGAUGGAGGAGCUGCUUGCGGCCAUGGGGAAGGUGAAACUGGAGCUGGAGUCCAUGCAGGCCAAGCUGUCCUCUACCCAGCAGUCAUUGGCUGAGAAGGAGGCCCACCUGACCACACUGAGGGCAGAACGCAGGAAACACCUGGAGGAGGUGCUGGAGAUGAAGUAAGAGAGAUAAUAUAUACACCUGAUCACGC
Molecule: messenger RNA, 3599 nt
Organism: Oncorhynchus mykiss (rainbow trout)
Lineage: Eukaryota; Metazoa; Chordata; Actinopteri; Salmoniformes; Salmonidae
Source: RefSeq, a predicted model, not a curated record